This is a messenger RNA of Paramuricea clavata, 17541 nucleotides long. NCBI's taxonomy places the organism in Eukaryota, Metazoa, Cnidaria, Anthozoa, Malacalcyonacea, Plexauridae. The record is from the annotation of a GenBank genome assembly.
AUAUGAAGUGAAGUUUCAAGUACCAAUGGAGUGUGGUGGUGCCUACCUGAAACUGAUUAGCAAAUCAGACAACCUCAAACUUGUAAGGCUAAAAGGGAUAUCAUCCUAAACUAGUAAAUUACCAUGCCCAAUCAUUCCAGUAAGACACUGUCAGAUAUUUUUCUAUUGGGUCAAAAUUUCACUGAGAAAUUGAGCAACUAAACCUAUCGUUUUGGACUAGAGUAAACAGUUCGUAAAAAGUGUUCUAUACCAUCGACGUUUCUUUGAUAUCAGAAAUCUUUUGAAACUGAUGUUUCAGUAUUUCUCUAAAAUGGCCACCUCUUUAUGGUCCGCGUAGUUCACAUAAACCCGUUCUCCAUUAUUUUCGUUCUCCAGAAUUUUUAUCCCGGCCGUUUGCUCACGCUUGUUAUGCAAAUCAAAUCCAAUUUUCACAAUGGAAUUGCGACUUCUCUAAGAUAGACAAUUUUUUUUCUCCAAGAUAGACAAUGAUCAACGCAGCUGAUCUGUUAAAGAUGUUGAUAUUUUUCACAAGGAAACAUGCUCUAUCGUAAAUGAUAUAAAAAAUUCCAUUAUUAAUUAUAUGAAACGUUCAGUAUCACUUGAUGCUGACUUAUACUGGGGACCGAGUGAACCCCCUCUUCCCUUCUCCCUCUUCUCUCCCUCUUCUUCCCUGCCCUGUCUCCCCCCUUCAACAUCCUGUCACUUCCAGAAAAUCCGUCUAUGGAAUAUCUUUGGGGCUAAUAUACAUUUAUUUAUAGAGUGAAUUUCAAGACAAAACACCAUACACCAUUAUGUUUGGUCCUGAUAAGUGUGGUAUGGAUAAAAAGGUGAGAUAAAAUGCUACAUUAAUAUUUCGGGUGAUGCACUGCAUGCACGUUACUGCCGUCACUAGGCUUGAUAGAAGUAUAGUUUACAUGUAUGUAGCUGUGAGGUGGAGCUCAAAUUUCUUAAAGUGCAGGUUUUAGCGAUGGAUUUUGUCGAGUCGACUUCUCUCUCUUGCAGCGCGUCAAAUUUUACCGAGUCGAAUCUUAGCAAAACAGAAAACUGCAUUAUUUUCCUAGUGAUAGAUUAUAGUAUAAUUGCAAACGAAAGGUUGUUCAUGCAGCAAUAAUAAUGCUACGAGGUCUUCUCGCCAACAUUUCAGUCCCUUUACAGUUGAUUUCACAUAACUUUUCCCUAAAUGUUGCAAACUUCGUUCCAAUGUUUGCUGCGAAGUUCAAAAGUUCAUAAUCAUAUUCACAAACCGUUUGUAAACAAUGCAUUUGAUUGGCUUCUCUUAGUUCAGGGGCCAGUCAAAGGCUUUGUUUACAAUCCAGCUUAUGAAUUUCAAUAUCAUAUGAACUUUUAAACUUCACAACGCAGUUGGGAACGAAGUUCGCAACAUUUAGGGGAAAAGUUAUGUGAAAUCGACUGUAACCGGCUUUUAAACUUUCGUUUAAGCAUGGUGACUAGUUUUAAUAUAGUACAUCAAAAUUAUCCUGCCUUCCACCCCGUCCCGGCAAACAGCUCAGUAAACAGCUCCUAAGAGCAGACGAUUUCCUUUUACAUGGCGAUAGGCCUAGUAAUUUUGGCGCAAGUAAAUAAGUUGGGCGUAACGUUUAGCUUUGUAUAUCAGUAUGGUAAUAUAAAGCCCUGAAAGCCUGAUGGAGUAUUUUAUCAUGAUCUGGUUUGUUUCUUGUUCAGCUUCACUUCAUCUUCCGGCACAAGAACCCGAUCACCGGAGACUACGAAGAAAAGCACGCAAAAACACCAACCGGAAAGUUUGAUCAAAUGUUUGAUGACAAAAAGCCGCAUCUCCUUCGCCUGGUUUUGCAGCCAGAUAACAACUUUGAGAUAUCUCUGGAUGGCAGCAGUAUCUCCACCGGAAGUUUACUCUCGGAUGUCGAGCCUCCUGUCAACCCGCCAGCUGAGAUUGAAGAUACGGAUGAUAAAAAGCCAGAGACCUGGGACGAGCGCGAGAAGGUUCCUGAUCCGGAUGCGGAGAAACCAGAGGACUGGGACGAGGAUGCCCCAGCGACAAUCCCAGACCCUGAUGCUAAGGUAAAAAGAAUUUUGGUGUACAUAAUAUGAAUUGUGUGGCCAUGGCAUUGCUUUAUAACAAUUAGCUACAACGACUUCGAGUUACAGUAUUGUUAGGGCCUGUUCAUAUGGGCAAAAGUUAUCUCGGUUAGCGAGAAAACUUUUCGACAAGUUUACAAGCGAGAUCUCGCCUUUGUAUGAAAAUAAUAUGAAAAGUUACACUGCGUUCAUAUGAGACAAAACGUUUUCCCGUGUACCGAGAUCUCGCUUGUUGACAGGCGAGAUCUCGGUGACCGGGAUAAUGAUUUUCUCAUAUGAACACAACUUUCCCGCUUAGCGGGAUAACUUUCUGUCGUGUCAGCAACUUUUCAAUUCAAUUGAUGUUCAGUGCCACGUCACAGCCGAAAACUUUACCCGGUAAGCGGGAUAAAGUUUCUCCAUAUGAACAGAACAAAAGUAUUUGGCUAGUCGAAAAGUUUUCUCGUUAACCGGGAUAACUUUUGCCCAUAUGAACAGGCCCUUAGUGAGCUUAAGCAUGGAUUGUAAAAUAACUGGAUAGGAAACUUCCUGACGUCACAGUCUAAACCUAGUUGCAAUCUGUGACGUCACGCGUAUUGCCGAAGUUCUCAGCAUUUUUGUUGUUCGCUAUAUUCUCCGCUUUAAAAGAGUAAUAUUGAAGCAUAAACUGGUCUAAUUGUUUUAAAAACAUGCCUAAGCCACAAAUGUUUAGCUGUAUUAUUGCUAAACAUGUCGUUUUUGAGAAUUUGGUUUGCAACUAGGUUUCAACAUCCAACCAUGCCAUCGGCCCAUUGAAAACAUUACGUCACGUCAGCUAGUUUCCUAUCCAUUUAUUUUAUUAUCCAUGGCUUAAGUAAGCGACGUUUUUGUCAACACAGACAUCACACGAAAAUUGGUAUAACUAAUUUUUUGGCGACAUUUUGCAUGAUAGCGCUCGGGUAAGGAAGCAAAAUCUUAGGGACGGGUCAUUAUUUAUGGAGUGGCACCGAAGAGAAAUGUUUUUCCUGGUAAAAAUUUUGCUGACCCAACCAUUAAAAAGCAAAAAAUUUGAUUACCCAACACCAAAUAUCAAUUAAAAAUUAAAUACCCACCCCUGGCCAAAACCUUUACAAAAGAAUACCAUUCAGUUGUCACACAUGUCCUUUACCAAUUUUGUGACACAAGUUUGAUAACUAAAGUUUCAUGUUGUAUGUACAUAUGUACUUUCUUUGGAGACACCAUUUGUCUCCCAACAAAUCGGAAAAUGAUCAAGAUAGUGACUCUGAUUGAUUCACAUAUUGUAUUGACAUACGACUGUUGACAUUGCUUUUCAGUCUCCAAUAUUUAAGUGAGUCAUGCUUUGGAAAUGACAAUAACUUUUUAUUACCCAACCCUUGCUCAAGUUGUUUUGUUUUCCAUUUACCCAACCUUUUAGUUACUCAAAAUUUAUUUAGUUUACCCAACCCUUUUCUCUUCGGUGCCACCCCCCGCCAUAAAUAAUGACCGGUCCCUAAUGUUUUGUCAUAUACUGUAUGUUGAAGAUUACCACAAACAGACACAAACUCAGUUUUUAAUUCAGUCUCCCUCGGCAAUCUGACGUCCGUGUUGACAAAAAUGUCGCUUGCUUAAUAUACACUCGAACCAGGGACGCCGGAACGAUGUGAAGGCAAGGGGGGAAGAUUUUCGUGAAAGGGCACUUUUCAAUGGAUAUAUAUAUACUAAGAGAUAUUUGCAAAACAUCGGGAGUUGAACUUCGCCUAAUCAUGUUUUCUGUAUAUUGGAUGAUAGGGGUGUGAGGGGGUUCUCCGCCAGGCGAUUGUGCUAUUCUUGAAGCUCGAUGACUGCAUUUCUUGCGUUUUCUGAAGCAAAUUCGUAAAAUAAUUGCACUAACAUUUCUGACAAUUCGCUAUUUCGUCAAGGCAAUCCUUUAAAUUGAAAGGGCACCUUUGCCCCCCUUGCCCCUCCUAGUAAAGGGCAACGGGGGGCGGCUGCCCCUCCUGCCAUCCCCAGUUCCGGCGUCCCUGCUCGAACCUUUAAUACGGUCAGUGAAACGCCGAAGAGACAGAAUAAAGUGUUCGUAUUAGAGAGGUGUUUUUCAAAAUAAAGAAAAUAUCUAUUCAUGUUAAAACAGCCAAAUGAACUACACAGAUAAAACAUAUCCCUUUGGCUUGAACCCUUGUUCAAGGAGCUCAACAGUGUACCCAUCGAACCUAAUUUGAUCAAGUACCAAGCCUAACCAUCCCUCCUGAACGUAAACCGAUAUUUUCACACAACUGCAGCAGUACUGAACUGUCGAGAACUCAAAGAAAAUGUUUUGCAGCUAGAAAUACUGCAGCUAGAAAUCCUGCAUUAUCACACCUUGGUUAAUCUAACUGCAAACAGGAAAUUGUUCAACUUACACCAACUAUCAUGACCUGAUCAUCCCAGUGACCAAUAUGGUGAACUCAUAAAUUCUAGUUUCUCAUAAAUAACUAGAGGGCACUCGGAGACUACAUACCUCCGCCAGCGAAUUCAGUUUUGUAUCAUGCAUAAAUUAUACAAUGGACUAAUUACACAUUUAGCUUAUUAGAAUGUUAGGGUUUGUAAUCCAAGUGAGAAUAUAUACAUUUUAAGACCUAACCAGGAACGACUGCGAAAAAUGCAGCACAAGGUCCUCUGGUAGGAAUUGAACCUACGGCCCUGCGAUUCCGGUGCAGCGCUCUAACCAACUGAGCUACAGAGGCCAGCUGUUGAGCUGUAACCUUAAGUUCUUGUGUAUAUAGGUAAUCGGGUGUGCGGGUUGUGAUAAGGUGGACUUCAAUGAUUAGGAUUAUAAAUUUAACCAAAAUUCGAACAAUUUGACUUGGGCAAGGUCCAUAGUUCCACAAAUUUUCGUAUUAAUAUGUUUAUUGUUUAAGUUAUCGUGCUAACAGAAAAACACACAGACAGUAACCUCCUGGCAGAAGUAACGAGGGUGUCUACAGUAGUAUGAUCCUGAGGUCCACAGACCACAAUAGGGAGUUUACGCAUGUAAGACGGCAACAUCAGGACGACGGCUAUCAAUACAAUGUCAUUAAUCCUAUAGCACAAAAGAAAUGAAUGAUUAAAAGUAUAUCUGGAGUUUCAGAUGUCGUCCAGGCUCUGUUGACGACGGCAAAAUGCAUAUUUUCACGUCUUGUAAACUACGCCAGCAUUUCAAGCCGUGGCAGGCAAUUUUUCUAGCAGAGUUGAUCAAAAUUGCUCUGAAGGUUAAAAGCCCUGUUUCACUACUGUAGUUCUAACCUGUAUUAAAUUCAUAUGAAAGUAAAUACAAGACAAUGUUUCCAUACAAUCAUUUAUUUCGAAAAGUUUGUUUAGCCGUCGUCCUGACGCCGCCGUCUUACAUGCGUAAACUCCCUAAUGACGACCUCCAUUCGUUCUGAACUGUUUCGACAAAUUUACUGUAAAAUGGGAAUUUCCAACGACUGCAUGUUCGUAUGUAUAUAUAUUUUCUAGAAACCUGAUGAUUGGUUAGACGAUGAACCGCGAUAUAUUCCAGAUCCUAAGGCUGUAAAACCUGAUGAUUGGGAUGAUGAAGAAGAUGGUGAAUGGGAACCGCCUCAGAUAGGUAACACCCUAGUCAGACCAUAGAAAUAAUAGAUGAUGGAUUAUCUCUGAUGAGAAUCAAACGUACAGUACUAGUACGGUACAUGGAAAAGCUGGUCACAGACGAGCACGUUUUUUAUGACAAAUUUUAUUUGCCAUGCAAUUGCGCGUGUGUACGUACAUUAAUGACAGUUUUUUUUAUGACAUGUUUUUUGUGUUCUACUACAACAAUAUACAUGUUACUGAGGGGCUUUAAAUAACAGUUUCUUCCAACUGUUGUAAAUCUGCAUAACGGUGUUUGCAGAAGUUCACAGGCAAACUUUGUUCUUAGUUUAACCCAUUAAGUUGCAAUGCACCAGAAUGCGCUCUACUUUAUUAUUUUACUCUGUCUAACACCAGGCGAUUUUACUCGUCAAUGGGUUAAACCUUGGGUUAAGCCUUGCAUCUCUACAAACGAAUCAAUUCAAUUUUCUAGUCAAUUCUAAAUGUGAGAAAGUUGGGUGUGGUCAAUGGGAGCGACCAACUAUUGAUAAUCCUGAGUUCAAAGGAAAAUGGAGUGCACCACUUAUUACAAACCCGAACUACCAGGUACGCUUCCUUGUGUAGCUGAUCUUACAUCUAUAGGACUAGAUUGAGCAUUGUUUUAAAUACAGCGAGCCAAUUAUUUUGAAGCCGGAAUAUCUAAAAUAAAUUUAAUCUGUCAAAUUUAAUCGUUCAAUUUUUUUAAGUAUAAAAUCUAAAUUAGUUCUGCUACCAAGCAAUUGUCUUUUCAUUUGUAACUUGAAAAGUAUGUGUUUUAGAACGAGUCAAUAAUGAGUUUUAGAAAACUAGAGAGUGAGACUAUAUAGUGUGGUGUGUCAAAGUGACAAACAUUUAUGUAUAUGUCUUUGAAGGGCAUAUGGAAACCAAGACAAAUACCCAAUCCUGACUUCUUUGAGGAUAAAGAACCUUUCCGAAUGACAACUGUGGUAGGUAUCGAGCGUUGUUGAGAAACAAUAAAAUAUUAGUUCUAGCUACUUAGUACUAAGAUUUGGAUUUUAGGGUACGUUUACACACCGCGACUUAUAACAACCGUGUAGAUUUUAAGUUUUAUAUACGUACGUAUAGAAUAGUAGGAAACGGAUAUAUAGGAAACGUAAUCAUCUUGUGAUCCAGAGAAAGUGUCUGGAAAAACCUUUGUUUUUACACCCUGUAUUGUUUUUCCAAAUUGCACGAAAUACCAUACUUAGUCUACAACUAGUAUAGUAUAAACCAUACUAACCGCGCAGAAACAAAUUCAUUGUCACUUCCAUGCGUGAAACACAUGUGUAAUAAGUAAUUUAUUCACUCAUUUGAAUGACACAACAAGUUAAUACAAGUUUUCAACUGUUGGAGAUCAAAACUUAAAUCAAAACGACUUUUGUUGUGUUGCUAGCCACGUAUUUCAUUUUUGAAACUGUAUUUCAAUAAAAUUGCACUCCUCUUAGCCAACCAGAAUCAAGUAAUUUUUUCCUGUUAAUUAUUAAUAAACAAACUGUUGGGUAGGUUGCUUUAAAGUUUCCCGGCCCGCCAAAAUCCUGCCCACUGCAAAUCAGGAUCAGACCCCCCAUAAAAUUGAGGGCCUGCCAUGCAGGCUACCUAGGAUUAAGCUCGCCGCUUUUGAACACGCGCUCCCUGGUAAAUAUUUUGAUGUGUUUUCAUAUUGCAGGCAGCUCUUGGUUUUGAAUUGUGGUCAAUGACUGAAGAUAUCCUAUUUGAUAACUUGUUGAUUACUGAUGAUAUUUCUGUGGCUGAAAAGCUUGCUGAAGACAGGUUUGUUACAAACGGAAAUUGAUUUCCCUCAUUCUUUUCAUGCCAAGUUUCAGAAUCCUAGGCUUUUCGUGUUAGUGGUCAGUUCACUUCCUAGAUUUUAAAAACUUAAUAAUUUGUUAUAAGAAUGGUAAGGGUGAAAUUGUACAGUACCUCUGUCAAGUUUGUAUAGUGUAUUCGAUAGCCACCAAUCCGGCCAGCCACAACCUCAUGACGGCGAUGCAAGUUUUAUACUAAAUAUCUUGAAGAUGAGACCGUUGGUAAACGGGACAUCUGGAUAAACGGCGUGGCUACUACCUCCAUGGUCUAAGGCUAGGGGCUAACUCGAAAUUCAAAAACUUAGCUAAAUUAGGGACCAGACUUACAGUUACAGGCCUGUAUGUCUGAAACUUAUCUGAACCUGGUGCUACUGGCGGCUGACAACUCGCCACUACAGGCAUGGUAAACGGCUCAUAUAAACAUGCCUUGCAAUUCAAUUUCCAGUUCUAGAAAUGAUUACAUACGAAAAAUCGUGUGUUUUGUAAUCGUGUAUUUCGAUCACUCAAAGCAGUGUUCUGAUUCUAUGUCUUGCAUGCAUGUGACGUACUACAGUACAUACUGAUUUGGGAACAACCGAAACACCCAAAGAAUGAGUCAAACAUUGGGGAAAGCGUGCACAAAAACGAUGUUGAUUGGCAUUAUUCUCCUUGCAUGUUAGAUCUUAUAUACACUACAUAUCUUUUUGUAAGCUCUAUCCUGAAACCACUUAUAUUUGACGUAUAUUUGUAUUUUAUAGUUGGGCGCUAAAGGCUACAAAAGAUAGCAUAAUCUCUGGCGAGGUAAACAAAACGCGUGUACUAAACCUUACUUAAAUUUUGUUGCCAAUAUAAUCUUGAACUGUCUGUGCCAGUGUAGGUAAUGCCAAUAAUAACAAAACUUUCGCUGAUAGGGAUGCAACCAUAGAUAUCUUAUAUACACUAGAUAGUGCAUCUAAUUAUUCUGCAGUUCAAAAAUUGAAGCCGUGAUUGCAGUCUCAGGUCGUUCCCAUGAAAUGAGGAGAUUCGUAUGUUUUCUAUUUCUUAAACAGGGAACUUAAACGUUAAGUUAACCCUAUUCCAAAUACGUUUUUAAACUAUUCAAAUGACGAAAGUUAUUGUUUUUAAGCGUUUAUUAGCAAGUGGGAACGACCAACAUGGCCGCCAUCUAUUCAAAUGGGGGUAACCGCUGGACUAUUCUUGGCUUCAAUUUUACUAAAAGAGAUGCGCUAUCUAGUGUAUAUAAGACCUCUAUGGAUGCAACUACCUGAAAAAUACAAGCAGAAAUUCGACGUUUCGGACGUUGGGAAGUAAGUCGGGCCCUUGAAAGGGCCUUUGCUCGAAACGUCGAAUUUCUUCUUGUAUUUUUCAGGUAGUUGCAGGAACCAACCAAAGUUUUGUUACCAAUACCCUUUACGCGACCUACUCGAAAAUAAUCUUUGUUCAAAUGUCAGUUUCAUGUACCACGAAAUGCUAAAAUAGCAAACGUAACAAAAGUCAUUUUAUGUCAUAUUUAAUACCUAAAGAAGAAUAUUGAAUCAGAAUGAGCUAAAUAUACAAAUUUUAUUAUAUGGACAAUGGUGUUUUACUGGAAACUAAAACACUCGUAGAACUCAUACGUCACUACAUCCGGGACCAGGUGCGCAUAUUUUCCGUAUUUCACCCCUACGAGUGACAUACGAAGUUCGAAAAUUUCCCGCCAUUUUUAUUGUUGUUUCGAAAAUACAAAUGGUCUUUGGUUCGUAUUUAAAACGAAAUUAACGUUGGUAAUAAAACGCAAACAUUUAAAAGACAUCUUUAGAUAAGUGAAAUUUAUUCUAGUUUUAAGUUUGCACUAUAAUUUUAAAAAAUAUCGCUUUUAUACUGAUCUUUCGCUUGCUUAUAUUUACAUGUCGUCUUUGUGUGUAUUUUUGUCACUCUGAGUAAGUUCAUAUAAUAAACAGAACAUUAAACGGUUGCGAGAAGAUAUGGAUUUUAUGUUCUCGUGUCAAAAACAAUAUCUGCCACUCGAACAUAAAAUCCAUAUCUCUUCGCAACCGUUUAAUAUCCUUUAUUUAUAAAAAGGACAAAAAGCCAUCACGACAGAAAUCUGUGGCGUGGAUGACUUGCAAAGUUUGAAAAAGAACAAAUUACCUCGAAUCUAACUGUACACUGUAUAUCAAACCCGCUUGCGCUAGACUAUAGCGGUAAUAUUAUGAUUUCGUUGUGCUUUAAUUUUGCAAUAAUUAUCACAGACACAAAUAUGUUGAAAAUCCUUCUUAACUUUUUACAUAAAGCAUACAAAGCAUAUGCAUCGAUAAUGAACCGUAAAACUCAAAGUUGUAAACAGUGUGAACUUCGUGACCGUGUGACAUAAAACUGACAUGUUAACUCCAGCUAUUUUCGUCCUGGUCGCGUAAUUUUAAAAAUGGGUGUAAACACUUCUUCAGGUCUGGAGUUAGGCUCUUCACCGUAGUGUGUUUCGGGGAUAAUGAAGAUGAAGAGUCUGAGUCCCUGGUUUUCGCCAGUCUUGGUUAGCAAUAUCAAUACAAUAUUUAACAUGGUCAGUUAUUCGCUUUCCCUCCUCGUUCCAAUCCAGUUACCAUCGAAGGAAUAUCCGUGAUUAUUACUUUGCCACUGCAUGUACAUUACGUUUUCUGUUGUGUUAAAUAUAGGGUAGUAUUGUGAGUAACUUGAUGGAGGCCACUAAGGAACGACCAUGGUUAUGGGUGCUGUAUGCCGUUGUGGUUAUACUUCCUUUCAUCUUGAUAGCAGCUUGUUGCUACCCAAGCUCCAAGGUAGAGUAUUUAUUACAUCCAAUUGACUUACUACUGGACAUAAGCAACAGUGUAAUCUACACAAUAAACUGAAACGCUAACUCCAUUGAUCAAAUCGUAUGAUUGGUCAAAAUUGAUGCUCAGCGCGGAAACAGCACGAGGAAAAAACUAGGGAGAACUUCCAGGAGUUAGAAAUUCAGCUCAUCGCAAAACCACGCAAGCCCACUGCGAGUGCUAGCAUCUAAAAUUAAAAAAAACUAUCGAGCAUUGUGAUUUUGGAUGAAAGUACUCGCAGCGAUCUUGCGAGUUGGUUGUUGCGACGAGUGGAAAAGAGCCUUUAUUAUUCUGCAUGACGAAGAAAGAAUGGUUGUAACAAUUCACUCCUGCCGAUUUCACAUAUAGCUCUAAUGUGUAUAACAACUUGGUCAAUGCGAAAUAGUCACCAAAAUGUACAUUAUCAGAUAUACCAAGAACUAUUUUGUAACAUAAAUCAGUUCUAUAAGCUGCGUGUUUAGCAGCCGACAACAGCCUGGGACAAGCAGGGCUUGAAAUAACGUUUCCAAAGUUCCUGAUCAACAUGAUUGGCAGUCAUGACUUUUCCUUCUUUUCCGCCUAUCAUAUAUAAACAAUUUCUUGCCGAUCGGUGAUCGGCUGUUAUUUCUAGCCCUGGACAAGCUACAGUAUGACAAGAAUUACCCAUGAGUUCCAGAAACGUGACAUAGUAUAGAUUACCUACUACUUACAACCAAGUCGUUCUGACAAAAUGUCUUCAUCUUUAUUAACCUUUAACCCAUUUGCAACUUCCUUCGCAAAAUUAUCACCCGCGUUCCAUAGCAACCAAUCAUAUCAAUCUACUGAAAUGAAUUAAAACAAUCAGACGUUCCGACAGACCUGGGAUUUUCAAACGCUAUCUUCCCUGCGAAUGUUUCCUGACAGUUAUAAACUCUUCAAACGCUUUCGCUUUGGGUUUUUUUUGGCGAAAACAGAAUUUUUACACAGGAAGAUUUCUCGAAGACCCCAUUAUAUAGAACACGAAGAAUCAUGAUAUACAAUUGCCAAACACCUACACACGUAAAAACGCACAAGUUGUAACAAACCUGCAGCGGACUUGUAGCAAUGCUGUUCCAACAACUUGUUAACAGGAUGUGUUCGCACUGCUUGUUCCCAGCUUGUUGUCAACGGCUUGUUGACAACUUGCUACAAGGUUGUUGAGUUCAACAGAAUUGUUACAAGUUGUUCCAACAACUUGUUAUCGUCCUGCAAUUCAACAAUUUGUCAACAAGUUGUGAGUGACAAGUGACAACCUUGUAGCAACUUGAUAAAAUAACAGCAUUGUUACAAGUUACAACUUGUUGACAAGCUUGCUACAAGCUGGUUGCGAACACAUCUUGUUGACAAGUUGUGAGAUUUUUACGUGUGUACACUUUGGCUUAACGUAGACAUCUCACGGAAAAAUUUGAUUUGAUUUUUGCCUUGUUUUCUUGUUUAUUUUUCACUAUUUUGAAUCCAAUUCCCGCUAUUUCCAAAAUGCGAGUCCACAAUCAUGUUAAAAAUCAGGCCUUAAAAUAUCGGUCGGUCACGGACAUUGUCCGACCCAUUCGUGAAAUUGUCCGACGUACAGAGGAAACCACCGGACAUUCUGACCGACCUAAGUGAAACUGAGGUUUAUUGUUUGUCCUACCUAAGUGUAUUGGUGCCCGACCGAACUGUUGCUUUGUCCGACGUAAAAUGUUUCCGGCGGCGAGCGAAAUGGUGAAGUGGAAAACGAACUUAAGUGUCGACAUCUUACUGUUUUUUCUCUGUUUGCAUGCAAGUUAAUUUUGGCUUGGAAAUAAGUAUGAAUGACACAAAUUAUUUAAUAUCUUCAUAACAUUUACCGUUCAUAAUUAAUACAUUAUGCUGAUAUUUGUGUCAUUCAGACUUAUUUCCGAGCUAUGAAACUGAACUUAUUUUCAUCGGACAUCAUACAUAUGUCCGAUCCAAAGUCAUCGGACAUUUUGUCAGACGGCCCUGUAAAAGAUAUUUUAAGGCCUGUAAAAAUUUUUGUCAGCCGUUGUUAAUCACUCUUACAUUACUUUAAAUGUAAUUUUGUGUUUAAACGCCCCACGCACAGUUAACUACGUGAUUAGUUAAUUUUAACCAUCCGACUUUGUGCCACGCAGUUAAGUCAUGUAGUUAACUAACUGCAGUUAACGUUAACUUCGUUUUUAUACAACAUGUCCUCCAGGGAACAAUUAUCACUUAUUUACUGAGACCGAGGGAAACAGUGUGUUUUGUGGACCCGAGACCGUCGAUGUUUCCCGAGGCGAAGCCGAGGGAAACAUCGACGGUCGAGGGUCCACAAAACACACUGCUUUCCCGAGGUCUCAGUAAAUAAGUGUUUUAUUAUAUAUCAAUAGUCAAAGAAACAACAAAUUAAAGAACAAAUGAACGUAAAUACAUGAAAUAUUUUAUUGUUAAAACGUUAUAUUAAACACUGGCUACACUGCAGCAGUUACUUAAAGCGAAAGUUUUAAUUACGUACUAGGCAUGUCCAAAGGUCGCACCUUCACGUGAUGGCGCACGUGAUUUUUUUUGGUAUUCGCCGGUGGAUAACGUAUUAUCUCCCUCUCGCGCUGUUGCGAGGUAGACAGCCUAAUUUCGUCACUCUCACGUGAUAUGCUCUCAACCAAUAAAACACUAGAAAAAUGCAACUUUGACUAUUGAUAUAUAAUAAUAUAAUCUGUAACGAAUUUUAAAUAGGGGGACGAAGCUGCACGCAAGAAGAAAACUGAUGAACCUACAGAAGACGCUCCAAAGGAGGAGGAAGAGGAAGAAGAUAAAAAUGAUGAAGAAGAUAAGAAGGAGGAGGAGGAUAAAGAAGAUAAUGAAAAUACAAAGGAUGAAGACACCAAGGAUGAAGACGCCAAGGAUGAAGACACGAAGGAUGAAGACACCAAGGAUGAAGACACCAAGGAUGAAGACGCCAAGGAUGAAGACACCAAGGAUGAAGACACCAAGGAUGAAGACACCAAGGAUGAAGACGCCAAGGAUGAAGACACCAAGGACGAAGAUACUAAACAGGCAGGUGUAUUUUGUAGUUGACGAGAAAAAAUAUUUUCUUAGGGGCUGAUUGCAUGGGACCUUUUGAUAGGGGUGCAAAAAAUAUUUUACUUUUUGGGACCGCAAGAGAACAUAUAAUUUUAAUUUAAUAAUUUUAUAAUCAAGUAAAUCGACACUCGGACGCUGUAAUUGUGUAACACUAACAAGUUAUCAUCAAAUUAAAUGUUAGGCUAUAUUUUAACAGAAAAAAAUUCAGUGCGCUGAGAAUCUAGUUAUACUUAUAUUUUUACUGUAUAUUUGCAGAUGCAAAAAAGGGCACUACUUACGUAACAUUCUUUCUAUUCGUUAAAAUGUUACCUCUUAUUUUCCUUUUAUCCAAUUUUUUUUAUCUAAAGUAUCUUUUUUUUCUUGGGGAAAUAUUUUCUGGGUAAUCCAAAAACUUUCUAUAGGACCAAUGGUCCCGUAGUCCGAUAUACUUUUUUCGCCCCCUGCUUUUUGAGCCUGGAAUUUCGCAUGUACCGUAAGAUGUUUUAAUUAAAACACAGAAAAAACUUACUUCGAGCAUAGUUUUGUAAAAUUAGGGCACAGUAACUGUUGAGAAUGUUAGGCGCGUGCUUUGUCGUUCUAGUGUGUAUUUCCUUACAUCAUGAACAACGCUAACUACAGUAGGGCUAGUAUCUUAGUUCAUGCUGAAAAUCACUCAAUGCUCAUCGUUUGUAGAGUUUGUCUUUAUGCGCGGAUUUUAUGUAGAGGUUGUUUAUAUUUACGUAUACUCAAGUGGAUGGUCAGAAUCCUGCCCGUUAUUUGAAGGUGUGCGUUGUUCAGAGGUUUCAAUAAUAGGAUUUCAAGUAAAAUUUGAACUCACUGUCCGUUAGCAGAGGUUCCGCUGUUGUUCUUACAACAUAUUCCAUCUAUUUAUUUAAUGCAGGGCAAAGAGGAAGCGUCCAAAGAAAAGGAGGACGUGCCUAGGUAAGGAAGGUUUGGUAGUAGUUCUCCAUAAUCCAGAGAAGAAGUUGACGUUUGAUUGGAAUUCCACCAUCAAAGCAUAAGGGUGAGCGGUGCACCUCCCUCACUCGAGGGUAGAUGUCACCCGCAAAUAAACCUUUUUGAACUCGCGACGCAAUGCUAUCUUAGUGGUGACAAGGUGGGAUUCAAAUUGACAUUCAAAUCAAACUUUCAACUGCCAGCAUACAUCAGCAUAAGAUCUAAACAAAUGAGUCAACACUAUGAGGUGAUGAUGUCUGGAGGUGAUCAACAAGCGUGGUGGUUACACCCAUUAUCAAAUCAUUGAUUAAACAGUACCGCUUUGUGCAAUUUCAAUAAAGUCAUUCUUGUUAAUUUGCAUUGGGGUAUUUUUUAAAUCAUUCUUUCAAGAACGAGUUACUGGCAUUCUUCACAGGUUUAAUUACUGUAGUGCUAGGUGUGAUUAUCAGGGACUAAUUUGUUUAGAACUUGUGCUGCCUCAUAUAUUUAGGGGGGAGGGGGGGGGGGGCUUUCUUUUUAUGCGGUGUUUAUUUUAAAUGCAUGCAUGUGUUGAAAGACUAUUGGAUACUUGGUAAAAUUCGUUUACUCUUUUAUUGCAGUGAAGAGUCUGUUGGCAGUACUGAAACCAAAGAGUGACUCUGUGGAACGAGCUAUAUUAACAUAGGCAUUCUUUGUAUGUUCAAUAUGGAUGGCGCGCGAAUAUGAUAAUGUUAAGCUUUGUUUCUUGACUUUGCGCCCGUUUUGAGAAUUUCGGUAUCUUUCUAUAAAGUUCAUAUUUUGAUUCACUAUACAGAAACUUCAUCAUGCAAGUGCUUGUUAAGAACCUCUGCGAGGAAAAAUUGAAAAAUUUUGCUUUAUACUAUUAAGAUCAAUUCCCAACUCGUAUAUGGGUUGUAGAGAAAGCAUUAAUAGUGAGUUUGGCAAAUACAACGGCAACGUCAAUGAAGACACGACCAUGAACAAUAGAAUUUUACUCUAAGACAAAGCCGACUAUAAAUUGUAUUCCCUUAAUGACCACACCAACAGCUAAAACGUUCAAAGUCGUGUGAGCUGUUUUAAGUAGUUUUAAGAGGUAAACAAGGUGUAAUGAUGUAUGCUUUGGCACAGAGUACAUGCAUAUACAGAGUUAUACUAGUGUACCCACUUUUUUUGUGCCCGUGCUCGGCAAGUUACUAUAUGGAUGAAUCCUAUUGGAUGAAAUUGGAUGACCACUCUCUUUGAGUUAAUUUGUUAAGUAAAUCUGUCGUUGCCGAUUGGUUGCCAAACUCUCUAAUACCGUCGUCGGUUACAACGUGAAACUUCACUGUUCGUUUCGAGAAUUCGAAGUUUCAAUAGACCUUUAAUUUCCAUCAUGGCGUCAAAAAUGACAUUUGAUUGGCUCGGCAACAAUUUGCAUCACGAAUUAUUGUGAACAUUGUUCUGUAGCAUGUCGCCUUUACGGGAAAAGCGAGGGGUCCAUUUGCGCAGCAAAUCAACCUGAGGCGAAUCACUACUAAAAUUGGAAACUGUUAAUUAAUGAGUUCUUAACAAACAUGAAAGUUUCAUGUGACCAAUGCAGUGUUUUAUUUAUGACUGAUCUUUUUGGACAAACUCUCUACUUGAUGUACGUAGCCUGUUGAAUAUCGUAUGUCUUUAUUAAAACAAGUUGAUUCAUAAGCCUGUACCAUGUUUGUAUGGUGAAGUAACUAUUAUUGUUUUGUGGUGUGGAAUGUAUGUAUUGUAUGUAUUUAUCUGGCAUUGAUCCGUAAGCCUGGAUCGUCAUCAAUGCAAAUGAUAUAAAACGUAGUUAAUUUUCACGGUUCUGUGACUGGUCGAUUACAACAAUGAAACACCAUAGAACUAAAAAAAAAAUUUUCAAAGAACAAACACUGAUCACUUUUUUAAAGCACAAACAUGUUUAGCUGCAUGUUUACCAAGUGCCCUGUCUCGCACGAUAAUGCGGUAAUUUUGGUUAUAGACACCAAAUUGCCAAUUUCAACGUCUAUUUACACUUCUGAGAGAUGGGUUCUUUUCAGUUUAUAAGUGAUUUUCAGGUACGAUAUUAAAGGGUCGGCAUGAAGCUCUACAGGGUGUCUCAAAAAAACCCAAAAUCAUUGAAAUUGACGUAUUGUUCGAUAUUCAAUGCCCUAGCACUAAGUUAAUCCCACGAGUGCAUAAAAGAUUGACAUAACUGCUAUAAUGAAUGGUAAUACUCAGCGUAAACUUGUUAUGUCAGGCAUAAAGUACUAAACCCACGAAUGCAUAUUACGCAUAUUACAAUUUACGAAGCAUUUUAAAUUCCCAUGAGCAAACAAACGUUCACUUUACAAAGAUAUUUUAAUUUUUUAAAACAAAUUAAUCACCCUGUCAAAAUCCUUUGUGUUACGGCAUUGAAAUUCGAACAAUACGUUAUUUCAAUGAUUUUGGAUUUUUUUGAGACACCCUGUACAGGGUGUAUCAAAAAGAAGGAGACCUUUAGAAAUCAAGCAUAUUGUUAAAAUUUGAAUGCCUUUUCAAUUGCACAUAUGCAGAACCGUAUUGCACAUAUUGCAUAUAUUAGAAAAAGGAGACCUUUAGAAUUUGAAAUAACGUUUAAACAACAGAUUGUCUGCUCCUGGGAACAAUCUGCCAUGUGCUUAGCAAAGUGCUCCAGGAUUCAAAUUAUAACAAUGGUUGAUUUCUAAAGGUCUCCUUUUUCUAAUAUAUGCACUCCAUCAAUAUCACAGUUCAGCAUAUGUGUAAUUGAAAUGGCAUUCAAAUUUUAACAAUAUGCUUGAUUUCUAAAGGUCUCCUUUUUUUUAUACACCCUGUAUAAGAAGAUGUUCUGUGAUUGGUUGAUUAUGACAAUGACAAAAGAAUAAGCUAUAGAAUGGAUUUUCUAAAGAACGAAGCAAGAACAAUAUUCCUUUUGUUUAUGUACGCCAAUGGACCUUUCCCCUUAUAACUAAAAUCUCGAUCUAGACAAAAAUUUCAUCACAGCUUGAAAGAGCAUCACAAAAUUAGUAAUAUUCCAAAGUUUUGUUGCAAAAUCUUGUAAAAUGCGGAUAAUAUAGCCUUGCGAAGUUUGCCGUUUUUCAGUCAUUUUGUAUUACAAACGGGAAAUUGACAUCCGAUUCGGGUGUUGGGGCUGCAAUUUCCGUUUGUAAUGCAAAAUGACUGAAAAUUGCAAACUUCGCAAGGCUCUUUGGAAUAUUACUCAUUUUGUGAUGCUCUUUCAAGCUGUGAUGAAAUAUUUGUCUAGACUUGCCUAGAUCAAAGUUUUGGUUAUAAGGGGAAAGGUCUAUUACGUCUUUUGUCAUUGUCAUAAUCAACCAGUCACAGAACAUCUUCCUAGAGCUUCAUGUUUACUGACGAUAAAACGCAUUCUGAUUAGCAUGACAAUGAAAGCAAAAUAUUAC